Paramecium tetraurelia is the source of this 753-nucleotide messenger RNA. RefSeq lists its product as uncharacterized. The record is from RefSeq and is a predicted model, not a curated record. The transcript has 6 exons. Lineage: Eukaryota; Ciliophora; Oligohymenophorea; Peniculida; Parameciidae.
AUGCAAAAGCAAAUUUAUAAACAAUAUGAAAAUUCAGAUGUUGUAAAAUAUGGGAACAACGUCGGAUUGUUGUUCACUUGUGACCAUGCUACUAAUGUAUUGCCAUAAGGUCAUGAAUGGUCAGAGGAGGAUCAAAGAAAUUUCGCAAACACUCAUUGGGCUGUCGACAUAGGAGCAUUGAAUUUGGCGAAAUAUUUGGCCAAUCAUACUGAGUCUACUCUUGUGAAUAGUAAAUACAGUCGUCUUUAUUGCGAUGUCAACAGGCAAAUUUAGUCAGAAUCACUCUUCAGAUAGACAGGAGAUAACCAAAAAAUUGAAUUGAAUUAAAAUUUAUCUCUCGAAGAACAAUGGAUAAGAAUCCAAUACCAUUCUAAUUAUCAUUUCGAAGUCAGAUAAGCUAUUCAUGAAUUGAAACCUAAGUUCAUAUACUCAAUUCACUCCUUUACACCUGAAUAUGAGGGAAAAAAGAGAGAUGUUGAGAUAGGCAUAUUGACUAGCCUUUUCGACGAAUUCGGAGAGGCACAUCAACAAAUACUAAAAAAUAAAGGAUACGAUUGUAGAGUCAAUGAACCUUAUACUGGAAAAAAAGGUUUAAAUUAUUCUAUUGACUGUGCGUGUUUGACAUUUGCUAAACCCAUAGUUGGAACUCUGUUUGAAGUUAGGAACGACAUCCUCAGCAACCCAGAGAGAUUUGCGAAGGUUUCUGCAGAUAUACUAGCAACCAUUUUAGAAGUCAUUGGAAAAUGGAAAUGA